AUGACUGUCCAGAGCAGUACUCUUUUUCGGUAUUAUGACUGUCCAGAGCAGUACUCUUUUUCGGUAUUAUGUCUGUCCAGAGCAGUACUCUUUUUCGGUAUUAUGACUGUCCCGAGCAGUACUCUUUUUCGGUAUUAUGACUGUCCCGAGCAGUACUCUUUUUCGUCGUUGUUUCUUUCUUUUUUGUUUCCUUCUUACACAUUCUCUUCGCUUUCCUUUUUCACUUAUUUCGUUUCUGUCUUUUUAAUGUUCUUUUCCAACGUAUUGUCGUUAAUCAUUUUUUUUUUUUUCGUUAUUAUCUUUAUUCAUUUUCCCUCUUUCCUUUUAGAGACUUUAUUGCCUUUUUGUAUCUUUUUUCUUUUCGCGUAUAGCUUUAAUAAUUUUCUUUCUCUUUUAUUGACUUCUUACUUUCGUUUUAUCUCACGUUUCUUUUUCUUUUCGCUUUUUGAUGCAUUCAUUUUAUUUCUUAUUUCCUUUCUUUUUUUUCCCCUUUCAAUUUUUAAUUUCUUCCCUCAUUUCUGA
Acanthosepion pharaonis is the source of this 522-nucleotide messenger RNA. The record is from the annotation of a GenBank genome assembly. NCBI's taxonomy places the organism in Eukaryota, Metazoa, Mollusca, Cephalopoda, Sepiida, Sepiidae.